Cladophialophora immunda is the source of this 1433-nucleotide messenger RNA. RefSeq lists its product as uncharacterized. NCBI's taxonomy places the organism in Eukaryota, Fungi, Ascomycota, Eurotiomycetes, Chaetothyriales, Herpotrichiellaceae. The transcript has a single exon. The record is from RefSeq and is a predicted model, not a curated record. Bases 97 to 1155 code for a protein of 352 amino acids. Gene Ontology annotation, cellular component: catalytic step 2 spliceosome.
AUCGACAGCCUGGUUGCUCGACCAACUAUUUGAAAAAGCAGCAGGAGCCUCCCUAACCAGAAUUUUAGCUCCUGAACCCAUUUCGCUGUACGAAUAAUGAUAUCCUCAGCUGUCCUCAUUCCCGAAGAGCCUCAGCUCGAUCCCGCAGAACAAAAUGGCUCCUUAAAACGCCGUCAAUCCUCCAUCUCCGAAACCUCAGAAUCAAAUAAACGUCCCCGCCUCAAUUCUCAGGCUUCGGCAACCGCGUCGAACGAUGGCGGAGCGUCCCCAACGGCGCCAUCAGCGAACUCUCCCGUCACAGCAACCGCCCCAGGAGGACAAACAUCGGCGAUGUCUCCUCCUCCGCCUCGCCGGCGACAAACAUCGUCGACCGUAGAACAAGACAAAUCUCGAAACCGAAGACUCUUCGGUGCCUUGCUCGGCACCCUUUCGCAAUCUUCAAAUGCUCCUAGAAGAUCUUCCGCUGGAACAAAGAUAAACAAUCAGACGACGACAUUAAACGCACGCCGCGAAGAAAUCGAAUCCCGUCAACGGGAACGCUUAAAACGCGAGUCCCAUGAGAUCGCCGAAUCCGCGCGCCUCAAAAGGGAACAGCUCGAGCGCGAACGACGAGUUGAACAGGUGCGCUGGGAUGAAGAAGCGAUGAGAAUGAGACAUCGGAAUUUGAGAGCUGCUGCUGGAUUUUUGCAGACCAAGGCAGAGCCACGACUGUAUUACAAGCCCUGGGAGUUACGCGAGUCCGAGGAAGAUGAAGUCAAGCAGCAGAUUGAGGAUGCGGAGGUAAAGAUCCAGCGGGAAAUAGAGGAGUUCGAGCAGAAAAAGAAAGUGAGGGAGGAGGAGCUGAAACGAGAUGGGGAGCGACAGAAGGACGCGCAGCAGGCGCCAGGGCCAAUAACAGAUGAACUGGACGAUCGCCACAAUCCAGAGGGCGAGGCAAACCCUAGGGACGAAAGAUCAGAUCAAGCCAACGAUGAAACGGAUAGGGAUGAUCAAACAUCCCCAAGCGACUCUUCUGGUCCGUUGAAGGAUAACGACAUUGCCGCAAGCGCAUCGAAGACAGAGCGGCGGCGAAGCAGCAGUAGCAAGGACCAGGACGACCAUGACCAUGGCGGCGAAGAACUUGAGCGUGGACAGGAAGAUGAUGUUAUCUAUUGAGUCCACAUGCUCAGGACUUGUUGGUGACCAUCCUGUCAAUCUUACGUCGUUGGAUGUUGCUCUGGGAAGAAAAGAGCAGACAGGAGGCUCAAGAGGAUGCCGAGCUGCACAGGGGACAUGGUUCUCGGUAACCCAUGAUUGGGGUGCCGUUACCUCCCCUUAACAAUCGGCAACCCAAUCUACAAUAUUUCAUGACCAACUAAUUGUGCAAGACGAUGUAAUAUGCCCGUGCAGUCCAAGCACACGAGCUCGGAGUAGUGGGUUGAUAAUUUUCAGCC